Culicoides brevitarsis is the source of this 962-nucleotide messenger RNA. Its product is annotated as NECAP-like protein CG9132. NCBI's taxonomy places the organism in Eukaryota, Metazoa, Arthropoda, Insecta, Diptera, Ceratopogonidae. The record is from RefSeq and is a predicted model, not a curated record. The transcript is spliced from 2 exons. Gene Ontology annotation, biological process: endocytosis. Gene Ontology annotation, cellular component: clathrin vesicle coat; membrane. The coding region runs from base 119 to 841 and encodes 240 amino acids.
UUUGUGUUUUUCACUUUCUCUGAGUGACGAAAAUACGUGAAAAACGAAGAAGAAAACAAAGAAAAGUCCUUGUUCGAACAUCGAUUAACUGCUAAAAAGUGUGCAAAAGCCAAUCAUCAUGGAGGGAUAUGAAAGUGUCGUCCUCAUCAAACAAGAAGUCUUUGUUUAUAAAAUCCCUCCACGUACCACAAAUCGUGGAUAUAGAGCUGCUGACUGGAAUUUGAAUGAACCUGCUUGGAGUGGUCGACUUCGGAUGGUUUCCAAAGGCGCAUCGCUCGAAGUUAAGUUGGAAGACAAAACCACGGGACAACUUUACGCCAAAUGCCCAAUCGAAGCAUAUCCGGGUGUCGCAAUCGAAUCUGUCUCGGAUUCGUCGCGAUAUUUCGUGCUCCGGAUUCAAGACGACAACGGAAGAUCAGCAUUUAUCGGGAUUGGGUUCGGAGAUCGCAGCGAUUCGUUCGACAUGAAUGUCGCGUUGCAAGAUCACUUCAAAUGGGUGAAGAACCAAGAGCAAAUCGAGAAGGAAAAAACCGAGGGACCCAAAGAACAGUUGGAUUUAGGUUUCAAGGAGGGCGAAACAAUCAAAAUCAACAUGAAAAUUCGACGAGAAGGACAAGAAGGAAGUGCGCGAACGGGAAAAGCUCGUGCGGGAGGCACAGGAUUGUUGCCGCCGCCUCCGAGCGCGCCAAAACAAUCGCCCGGAAGUACGGGAACAUCGCCAGCUCACAAACCAACGGGAUUGACAACAGAUUGGGGCGAAUACACGUCGUCGUCGUCAUCGACAACAGAUGCGGCAAAUACAUCGACAACCCCGACAAACUCCAAUUGGGUACAAUUCUAAAAUGUAAGAACACAAAAACCCCGUCUGUGUAUCGCAAUCAAACGAAAUAUCCAAAAUAAGUUAGUUAGUUGACUUCAAAACCUGAUAUUCUCCCCAAAAAAGAUGAAUAUUUACACAAAAA